Molecule: messenger RNA, 204 nt
Organism: Clunio marinus
Lineage: Eukaryota; Metazoa; Arthropoda; Insecta; Diptera; Chironomidae
Source: the annotation of a GenBank genome assembly
AUGACUCACGACUGGAUUUCACCGGAUGUUCUAAGAGGUACAAAAAUAAAUACAAUUCAAUUAUCGCAUUCUAAAUCCAUCAAUUUAUACAAACACACAACUUUAAGGUACACUUUUCUAAUGUUCACAAAUGUCAGUAAAAAUGCAUUAAUUAGUGAAUUUUAUUUUUAUUCAUCAGAAUUAUGUGUAGAUAAUGUUGUAUAA